Molecule: messenger RNA, 4808 nt
Organism: Lytechinus pictus (painted urchin)
Lineage: Eukaryota; Metazoa; Echinodermata; Echinoidea; Temnopleuroida; Toxopneustidae
Product: BLOC-1-related complex subunit 5-like
Exons: 4
Coding region: 200-943 (247 amino acids)
Biological process (GO): positive regulation of anterograde synaptic vesicle transport; lysosome localization; organelle transport along microtubule
Cellular component (GO): BORC complex; cytoplasmic side of lysosomal membrane; synaptic vesicle membrane
Source: RefSeq, a predicted model, not a curated record
GAUAUGUUGACGCCCUCUACGUUUGAUGGUCACAUUAUUGAAUAUUGAUAUGCUGCAACUGCAGAACUCUCAUCUCAGGUUUUCUACACAUUUUUCUGUUAAUUGAGGUAGCUGUCGCAAAGACGUAGGCUUUCUGCUACAUAUUGAAGUCCCCAUCAGGUAUUCCAAUUCUCCGAAUAAACAUUGCGCUUUGCACAACAUGGGUGCAAAUCAAAGCGAACAGCAAGUGUCAAGGUACUACGAUGCCCCGAUCGAGGCGACGACUGGUCCAACGCCGGCAGCUGCGGCAGCAGAAGGAGGUAGCAUACCGUAUACGUUCUACUCUGUGGACAGGAACGUCCCAGCUCCCUCGAAAGAUACUCGAGUGCAGGUCUUGGCCAAACAGCAGCAAGGAAGGUCGUCACCAACAAAGGGCUCCCCACAAAGAAGCCCAAAGCUCGGGUCAGCGGACCACAAGAUUGUGACUGUGUCUUCGGGUAAUCAAGGAGCGGACCAGUCCUUGUCUUUUGAGAUCCAGAAGAUGAGAGAUAUCCCAACGUUCUUACCCAUCCUGAAGGGCACUCACAACAUUCCACAGGUUGAGGAUCCCCAGCAGAUGGAGAAAAUGGACCAUAGGCAACUGCUCCUGUUAUGUUUACGCUACCAACAUCAUCUAAGGCAAUGUUCAGAAGCAGUGACCUUUGACCAGAAUGCUCUGACAGGAAGAAUCAAAGAGGUCGAUGCCAUCAUACACAGUAUAAUGCAGUCGAUGGCGGAGCGUCAGAAGCGCUUUGCUAAGCACGCCGAACAGAUACAGAAGAUCAACGAGAUGUCAAGUACCUUGAAACGCGUUCAGAUGAAUGUUGACCAGCUAAUCCCCCUCAUGGAUCGUCUGAACAGUGUCUUGCCAGAUACAGAGAGACUAGAGCCGUUUACGAUGCGCCCUACAGGGCCAAGGACUUGAUCAGCUGAUCUCACAAAUAGAUCGUCUGAACAGUAUCUUGCCAGAUACAUAGAGAUGAAAGCCAUUGAAGAUGUUAGCCAGCUAGCUAAUCGCGCUUGUGGAUCGUCUGAACACAAUCUGGCUAGAAAUGAACAGGCUAGAGCCUUUUACGAUGCGCCCUGCAGGGACAAGGACUUUAUCAGCUAAAUGUAAUCUUGCCAGAUACUGUACAUAGAGAAUAAAACCCUUGAAGAUGCAACCCACAGGGUCUUCGACUUGAUCAACUCAUUGCCAUACGCAUAAAUUUUUCGCUGAGAGAGCGAAGCGACUGAGCUUGACUUUGGGGCACUUUUGCAUAUUGUCAAGUUAAAUUGAAUGAUUUGGCGCAUACUUUUUGUGAAAAUUUUUAGUAAAAAUGUAAAUUUUCAAAAUUCCCCCCCCCCACCCCGCUGCAUACGGCCAUGAAUCAUCAGCCACAUGUAGUGAAGGUAAUCUCGCUUGUGGAUUAUCUGAACACCGUCAUGCUAGAAACAGAGAGGCUAGAGCCUUUUACAAUCCACCUCUUUGGGCUUAGGACUUGAUCAGCUAAUCUUGCUCAUGAAUUGGCCGAACAGUGUCUUGCCAGAUACAGAGAGAUUAAGAGGCUUUUUCUAUUUUACGACUUGAUCAGAUUUACAGCACACCCUGUUGGGACUAAGACUUGACUUGAUCAGCUAAUCUCAUUCAUGAAACGUUUCUUGCCAGAUACAGAGAAAUUACAGGCUUUCAUGAUGCAUCGUGGGACUUGAUCAACUAGUCUUGUGUUGUAUGCAAUCUAUGAAUUUCAUGAAAACAUCCAUGCGAUACAUGAUCAUCAUUCCAUUCACAAAAUUAGUAGAAACCUUGAGGGAGGGAGGGGGGGUGAGUGUCACUUCCAUUAAAGAGUGGACAGCAUCCACAAGAAUCGUGCUGAGUAAAGCACAAUAAACUUAAAAGAAGGAUUCAAGGGCAGACCGCGAGGACACCCUAAACACAGACUUUGUGAAGGUGUCCCAAAGUUGCACACUCUAAACUGGGAUUUCAUUUAUUGUUUGCGAGGUUGACGCAAAUUACAUAGUUACCCUUUUGCGUUUUGUUCUUUUAUUGUGAUUUAGGAGGCCUUUUUUCUCAUUUUCAGCUUUUUGUCACUCUUUAAGUUCUGUACUCUACCGGCCAAAAACACCCUUGCUCCCCUUUUAUUUUGUUCUUUCAGAGUCCCAGACGCUGUCCACUCUCCAAUGACAUUAACCCCCCCCCCCCCCCCCCGAGCAAAAAUCAAUCAAAUUUCACUUUUGAACAGUCACAGUCUACCCAACCUGAGCAAAUGCACUAUUAGUCUGAUACAUUGGACAGAUAUAAAUUGGUAGGAGUCCUUUAUAUUAUAUAGAAACAUGAAUGUGGUAGUCUGAUCUGAACCUUCAAACACUUGAUUUUUAUAACAAAUAGGAUAUGUGUUGUCCCUUAGACCUGGGCCCCAUCUUACAAAGAGUUGAGAUUGAUCCGAUCAAUCACAACUAUGGACGGCCAGCAAAGUCAACAUCCAUUAUGCAUGUUUGUUCAAAAUAUUUUCUAGCUGUGAUGUAUAUUCAUGCAUUCAUUGUUUUCUUGAAAAUUUGCUGUGCUUCUCUUUGUUUACAAAAAACAUUUUGCAAAUUUCCUGUAGAAAAAAGUUAUGACACUGAUGGAUUUCCAUAGAGUUACAAUUGAUUGGAUCAACUCUUGCUGGAAUGUCAACUACGACAACAGUGAAUAUACUGCUUCCUUAUUGGCUCUUCCAAUGAUAGUUGACAUUCUUGCAAGAGUUUCUAUCAUAUCAACUUUUAAUGAAAUGGGGCCCACUGGCCUGUCUGACAAAGAAUUGCGAUUAAUCCAAUCAAUCACAAUUAUGGAAGGCCAGCAACAUCAACAUCUACAAUACAAGUUUGUUCAAAGUAUUUUCUAGAAAUGACGUAUAUUUAUACAUUCACUGUUUUCUUGAAAAUUCAGUAUGAUUCUCUUUGUUUUCAAAGGACAUUGAGCAAAUUUCCUAAAGAAAAAAAAUAUGACAGUGAUGAAUUUCCAUGUACUUGAGAUUGAUUGGAUCAAUCUUAACUCUUUGUAAGACGGGUGCCCAAGAGGGCUUUUCAUGAAAGUUGUCAGCACUGACAUUUAAGUGAAAUUCUUGGUUUUGAUUGGCUGAGAGGCACUGGCCUCUGACUGUUGCUAUCAUUGUAACUGUCAGAGAAAGACAACUUGUCAGUGCUGACAACUUUCAUGAAGCGGUCCCCAGAUUGAGUUCAUACACGUUAAUCAGUCAAAAAUGACUAGUUAUAGGGUCAGCUUGGUGCAACUGUUAUUCUAGACAUAUUUGACUAUUUUAUAAUUGUAUUUUACUAAAACGGAGUUAUUUCUAACUAGAAUAUAUGUCAGAAAUGUGAGUAGCAUAUCAGUUGCACCCAGCUGACUACUUGUCUAGUCAAUUUGACUGAUUUGUUUUAAGAGUGUACAUGUAUGCUAAUAACUUUUCUUUUGCAGAAGAAGAAUAUAGAAUUUGUAAAACCUUUAGGCAUUGCAAAUGCCAACAGAUUAAUUUAGUACAUGUAUAAAUUUAAAAAAUGUUACAAUAAGAGUAUUAUAGAAUCAAUGAGAGUAAAUAAAGAGGCUUUAACUUACUAUCUAUUGUCCAUGGCGGACUGCAUUUGCAUAUUAAUGAGUCAGAAAGAAGAGGAUUGAGGGUAUUUGAAUUCCAGUUCAUCAUGACUUAGCCGUGAACCAGAAUAGCCCGGUGGUUAAGUCGCUGCCCGGCAAGCAGUAGAUCAGGUUUGAAUCCCACUGGUUCCAAUUUUUUCUGACUUACAGUGUAUGAUUUUCAUACAGAUCGAGCAUGCGAUCUUAAACACAUAGAAGUAAUGCCAAGAAUUUGUUCACAAAUUAAGAAUCAAUUAUAUUGUAAAGCAUUGUUUGAAGUAUUAAUAAUUAUAUGUUUAUUUGUGUACCAAGAUAGAUGUAUUGUGGUAUUAAAAAAUAUAUAUAUAUGAAUUGUAUUACAAUAUAAUAUAGUGUAAAAUGUUAACGUGAGUCUGGGUUUUACAUUGGAAUUUUGUUUGUGUAUUUGAAAUUGUUAUUAAUGCAACUAGAGAUAUAUGCCAAGUGUACAUGCUUUAAGGAAAGUCUACCUCAGCAUCAGCCUUCUUUAACUAAAAUUACCCCCGCCCCAUAAAUCUAAUUAAAUGGAUGAAUAGAGAUAGAUAAAUAAAUAAGUGAAUGUAUAAUUGUAUAAGUAAAUGAUGAUGAUGAUGAUGAUGAUGAUGAUGGUGGUGGUGGUGAUGAUGAUGAUGAUGAUGAAAUAAACCUAUAAACAAUGAAAGAAGGAUAUUUAAAAAAUUCAUAAAUACCUAUAUAUAUAAAUUUCUUUCUUUUUUUAGAUUUUGGGGGUCAUGUGACUUGGGAGCUAGUCUCCUUUAUGUCAUGUAUUAUGGAUUCCGUAAAUGGAAACAUUUAUCAUGAUUGUGAAUAGCUCAGAUCUUUAAAAAAAAGUACAUGAAUAAUGUAUCAAUUCUUACGCUGGUUUCCAGAUUUGGGGGGGGGGGGCUUGGCAUGCCCCUUUAAAAAGGUUCAUGCCAAGAAAAAAAAGGAGAAAAGGAAAGAAAAGAGGGUGAACUAUGAUAACAUUUUGUGGAUGUUGUGUCUAAAUAUUUCACAAAGUUAGAUUUUCAUAUUUAAAAUGUCAUUGUUUCCUGUUCACUCUCUUGCAGCUUGUCAGAAAUAUUGUUCCAUGUAUGUAAUGUUUUACUCUUUUUAUAUUGUAUGAUAUUGUAAUAUUUUAUUGUUAACAUUUGAACAGGGCUCUCUUGUAAAGCAGUUGUAUACUGAAGAGACUACCCUGGGU